AUGGGGAUUAUUAUCUCUGUGAUACUGCUGUUUGUGGCUAUUGCUGUUUUAGUAGUAAUUCAUGUCUGUAUUGUUAGGAUAACUUUCAACAGAGGCAACCAAGGUGUUGAUAUUGUUCCAAGAAGCAGCAUUGGGAUCAAAAGGAUGACCAAUGAGGAACUAAAUAUGCUUCCUUGCUUUGACUACAUGGCAGGAGAGAAAGGGACUAGCCCUGUGGAUUGUGCAAUUUGCUUGGAAAAUUUCAAGGCAGGGGAGAGGUGCAGGCAGUUGCCUAAUUGCAGGCACAGCUUCCAUGCUCAAUGCAUAGACUCUUGGUUGUUGAAGACGCCGGUUUGCCCGGUGUGUCGAACUUGUGCUAAAACUCCGAAGAUUGAAGUGAGUUUGGGGGAGGAAAGUAGUGUUGCAGGUGAUUAUCGAAUUGAAUUGACAUAG
Molecule: messenger RNA, 432 nt
Organism: Prunus avium (sweet cherry)
Lineage: Eukaryota; Viridiplantae; Streptophyta; Magnoliopsida; Rosales; Rosaceae
Product: RING-H2 finger protein ATL77-like
Source: RefSeq, a predicted model, not a curated record